Aspergillus tubingensis is the source of this 1092-nucleotide messenger RNA. Its product is annotated as glycosyltransferase family 32 protein. Bases 1 to 1092 code for a protein of 363 amino acids. The transcript has a single exon. Gene Ontology annotation, molecular function: mannosyltransferase activity. The record is from RefSeq and is a predicted model, not a curated record. Lineage: Eukaryota; Fungi; Ascomycota; Eurotiomycetes; Eurotiales; Aspergillaceae. Gene Ontology annotation, biological process: mannosyl-inositol phosphorylceramide biosynthetic process.
AUGUCUUCCCGCACAACACUCAAGACCAUACGCAAUCAUAUCCAGCACCAAGCUGCACGCUGCCGCGCUUCUCUUCCAGACAUUUCCCUAGCACCCAGACUCCAAGUCAUAGUCACCAAGGCCCGCCAGGGUCCCUUCAUCUUCUGUCUCAGCUUCUAUCUCCUCUCGACUUGUCUCUCAUGGCUCAUCUCAACAAUACAUUUCUCCUCUCAAUUACACGCCCACACCCUCUCUUCUGAUAGCCUUUACGCCUAUGAAACACCACCUUCGGAAAUCACCACAAAACCAUACCAAUGGGCACCUCCACCAUCAUCACCUCUUAAUAUCACCUCUCCCUCAUCCAUUCCCCCCAUCAUCCACCGCAUAUGGCGCGGUGACCUCACCAAGCCCAUCCCCGAAGAAUACAUCAACGCCAGCUUCUCCUGCCAUAACCAGAACCCGACAUACGAGCAAUAUAUCUGGACAGACACAACGGCCCGUCAGUUCAUCGAGGUAUACUUCCCCUGGUUCGCACCCAUAUACAAUGACCAUCUCCUCCCCGUGCAGCGCGUCGACGUGCUCCGAUACUUCCUCCUCUGGCAUUACGGGGGUGUGUACCUGGACCCUGAACUCGGGUGCCAGUGGCCAUUGGAUUUUUUGUUAAUGGGUGCAGAGCAAGAUGGCAAGGUGCUGCUGCCUCAGCACUGGCCGUACGGGGUCGGGAAUGAGUUCAUCGCGAGUAAGCCGAACCAUCCGUUUGUGAUCAAGGUGGCGCUGAGUGUGCAUGAACAUCGAUGGGAAUUUGUGCCAGCAUAUGCUAUGGCUUUUUUGAGUGCUGGGGCGGUGUUGGUGAGUCGGGUGCUGGGCAUGUGGUUGUCUACUGUUGGGGGUGGAGUAGGCAUUGUGCCCGGGGAUAUCUUUGAGGGGACUGAAGAGGCAUUCUUUAUGCGGUUUGUCGGGGAGAGGCUGCGCGGUGAUGAGGUUGCGGUGUCGGAGUGGUUCUUUGGGAAUUGGGUGGGUUGGUGUGCGGCUGGGAUUGCGCUUGGGGUGAUGGGGUUGAUGGUGUUUGGGGUGAGGAGGCAGCCGAGGAAGCGGGGGUAUACUCUGGUGUAG